This is a messenger RNA of Capronia coronata CBS 617.96, 1638 nucleotides long. RefSeq lists its product as uncharacterized. Bases 1 to 1638 code for a protein of 545 amino acids. Gene Ontology annotation, molecular function: chitinase activity. The record is from RefSeq and is a predicted model, not a curated record. NCBI's taxonomy places the organism in Eukaryota, Fungi, Ascomycota, Eurotiomycetes, Chaetothyriales, Herpotrichiellaceae. Gene Ontology annotation, cellular component: extracellular region. The transcript has 2 exons. Gene Ontology annotation, biological process: carbohydrate metabolic process.
AUGGCUGCGCUACGUCGACUAUUGUUCGGCUUUUUAGUGGCAGCAUUAUGCAUUGCAUCGGGCUUUGCGCAAGAUAAGAAGUGGGAGGACAUUGCCACUUCAAUGCAAGAUCUCCUUGACGCCAUACGCGCUUCUCAUGAAGAUUAUCUCGCCGACUCAGGCUCGAAGCUUGGCCGGAGAGAUGCUGGGGUCAAGUUCGGCCGGUCGAGUUAUUGGCGACCAUUGGCGCCAUCCCAGCGGCCAUCAUCGGCAGAAGAUUUCUCAGACCAGUUGUCGCAGCUUGUGUCGAGCCUUGGGAGCUCACUGGAAGAGUUGAUCCAGUUGCUAGCCUCGCACUUUGACAUCGACGCGUCGCACCUUAGGCCAGAGACAUCGCGGUCGGCCAUUCUCCCUAUCACACUCUGGACAACACAGGCCCCUUCUACAGCAUCCUCAGCUAGCCACGGCGCUGUGACAACGAAAACCGGCGGCACAACCUCCCAGACGCGGGCAGUAUCAUCCUCCACGGCCUCGUCACCAAUGGCGACUUCCACCUUCAACCCGCAAGCAUCAGAUCUCAACGUCGUUUACUAUUCGCAGACGGAUCUGACUCCAGUGAUUUCCCUAGACCGAAUCUGCGAGGACGACUCUGUCGAUAUGGUCAUCAUUGCCUUCGUCACCGCGCUCUUCAGUGGUGGAGGAUACCCUGCCAUGAACAUGGCAUCGAAUUGCUGGGCACCCAACGCUGCACAACAAGCCGCCGGAGCCACCAAACUGCUGGAUUGUGUGGGAGAUGGUUUCGCCAACAAGGUUGCUAGGUGUCAGAACAAGGGCAAGAAAGUCCUGCUCAGCCUCGGCGGAUACUAUGGUUAUCUGAGCAUGGCGGACGAAAGCAGGGCCGUCGAGGCCGCACAUAUGCUCUGGAAUCUGUUCCUGGGAGGCUCUGAUCCCAAUUCGCAACCUCUCCGACCCUACGGGAACGUCGUUCUGGACGGUAUAGAUAUCGACAACGAAACUCCAUCCGACUCAUCCCUUCUGCCAAUAUUAGCUUCAACGCUCCGCCAGCUCUUCGCCAGUGACUCUUCGAAACCAUACUACCUGUCCGCGGCACCACAAUGCCCAAGACCCGAUGCAUCGAUCCCCGUGCCCCAGCUGCUGAACUACAUCGACUUCUUCAGCGUCCAGUUCUACAACAACCCAUCCUGCCAAUUGAGCAGCACAGAUCAAGGAUUCUUCACGUCACUCCAGGCCUGGUCGGACGACUUACUCGCCCUGGACGGGGCCACGGUCACGCCCACCGGCUCAGGAACUCACCCCCCGGGUUCCCGAGACCUCACGGACGUGAGAGAACACAGCAUGCGCAUCCGGCCCAAACGCCAACCACUUACCGGCCCCUCAUCCAGCUUCGUCAAUACCCACAACGGAAUCACCGCGCCGCGUCUGCUGAUCGGCACCCCGGCCUUCCCCGGCGCAGGCAGCGGCUUCGUCGACGUCGCCACGUACAAGGGGAUCCUGCAGCGCGUCAAGACCCUGGCGUUGCCGAAUUUGGCCGGCGCCAUCUUCUGGGAUGGCGCGUAUCAGGAAGUCACUGGGCAAGUGAUCGAUGGCAGUGGUCUGAAUACCACGUUUGCCCAGGUGGUCAAGAACGUGUUGGGUUGA